CGUAAGCACUUUGACAACGUCCUUCGUCUGUGGCGUUGCAGUUGUGUCUUCUGUUGUAGUUAUGUCCUCGCACCUGAUAACCAAUAGAAUGCGGUUUUAUUUCUUCCGAUCCAAGCGUUGUGAACGUGUCUUCUGCGUAUCACUUCCCAACUAGGGGAGGGAUGCAAUGUUAAAAAAUUGUGAGAAGAUCGUUAAGAUUUCCGCGUUCGAAGUUUGAGAAUUUCUUGGGCUAUCUUUGUUUCACAGGCUAUCCUUGUUUAAUGGGCAAUCCUUGAUGCCUUUUGGGACACUUCGGAUUGGUGAAAGAUUAAGAUUCUGGUUGCGUUUUUAAUUGCGAAUUAUUAGCGUAAUUUUCUUCGAUAUGUUGGAAAGCUUAGGAAGACGAGAAUUUGAUAUUGCCUCGUGGCUUCUCUUAUUGGUUUGGAGUGCGCUGGUGAUCGAUUUUCUGUAUUUUGCGUAGGACACGCAAAACUAGAUGUUACCUAUUUAAAAAACAGGACAGAUCUCGGUGUUUCAAUGACCAAAAAUUUGUGAUUUUCUUCCAGCCUCAAAAUAAUUUUUGUUACGUUUCAUGUAGCAAACUCAAAGUGUCUACACUGAUGGCUAUCAUGGAUACAGUGGAAGACAUGUAUUCAUUGUAAAUGUAUGGGACUACGCAAAAAUUCAACCUCUGGUAUGGUUGAUGUCAAACAUCACAUAUCCUGGAAAGUUAACUCAAACUGCUAACACGUAUAAUGAAGAUCUGGUCUCUUUUACAAAGGAUAGGGUGCUCUCUCCCAUGCUCUCCAGCAAGUAACAGUUGGGUUACAAUGCAUUAAAUCAUUCUCUUUGCUUAACCAGAAGGGAACAGUUUGCAGCAAAAUUACUCUUCGCUUGAUAAUAUGUGCUUCUCUAUUUAAUUCAGGGGCUGACAUAUGCCACUUUCUUGCUUUUGAUCUAUUUAGAAUAAAGUCCCUUGAACUAAAUUAUGAGGAAUAUGGUAAUGAUAUGUAUAUGUUUACCACAUUUUACAUACUUUUUCAACUAUGCGUUACAAACAUCAAAAUGAAAUAAAUAUUAAUUCAUGCACAAAUGAAUACUUAAUUCAAUACAGACUAUUGCCUAUUAUUAGCAAUUAUUGCUCCUACAUGUGUUAGCAAGAACUUGGUCUUGUUGGCAUUCAUUGUGAGCAUUUGGUGAUCCAUAUAUUAGUGGAGACACUCUCUGCAACUAUCUUUGUGUAGAAAAUACCAAUCCUUUCACCCUUACUUAAUUUCAUUCAUACAGGCCUGGAUGAGAACCAACAGCAAAGUAAACAAAAGUGCAAUGAGGUGGUAAGCUCCAUUGUAAACAUUUCCUUGGCAAAUUAUGCACUAGUUAUAAAGAGGUAUAUGUUGUGCUUAAUUUUUGUUCUUGGUUUAAACAUCAUUUUCCUUUGGUUUUGUUAAUGAUACAAAUAAAAAAUGCAUUUUGUGUAAAGAAAGAUAAAAUUUAGCUCGAUCCUAGCCUAAGUUAUGGUGAGAUGAUAUGUCACUAUCAAUUUGGCCUCUAUUAAAAGUAAAAGAAUUAAACUAAGGAUAAAACUAAACCACAGCAUACCUAUAUUAUAACCCUCAUUUUAUUUGUAACAAUAUUUCUAUUUUUUCUGGUGUUCACCCAAUAGAUUCAACCCACUUACAGACAAAGAUGGCACCUGUGCAUUUUACUAUUACUCUUAGGCUAAGGCACAUGUAGAAAGCAAUAUUUCACAAAACAACAACAUUAUGUAUGCAAGGUUUAAAUUUUUCAGACCUUUACUGCUUGUUUUUAUGAGUGGUUCCAGGAUUUUCUUGCGCAAAGAGUUCUGGUUGAAUGUACCAGUUGCCAUGUUUUUUUGGAAUGGUGGUUUACAGUAAUUGUUGUAUGAAGUAACCUUCACCAAUAUUAAUUUUGUGAACUUGUCACUGACAAAGAGCUAGUUCAUGAUUAAACAUUGAUCAUUUCAUUGAUUGCCGUGCUCUGCAUUUAUCAUUGAAGUACUGAUUAACUCCUUCGCCAUCUGAGUAAUUGCAUUAAAGAUACUGUGUUAGAAAUCACAGGGCCGUAGCCCAAAACUAAUGUCAUCCUCAGUGCAAUUUCAUUUUUUGAGCAAGGAAAAGGUAAAAAUCAAACAAAACCACACAGACAUCAUCACAGAGACACCAUUUCUAUGUAUAAUGUUUACAUAGUUAUAGUUACAUGAAAGCUACUCUAUUCAUUAAUUCAGUGUCAAUACUCUCCCUCGUAGCAGCUAUAAUUUUUAGCCAACUUGGGAAAUAGUGGCCUAAAAUGGACCCUUUUGGACAUCCAAACUUUUAAAUUUCCAGGGGAAGAUUCCCCAGACUUUGUCAUCCAAGUGGGAACAAAUGGCUGCCACCCUGUCAUUUUGGUCCCUCCAGCUGCUCAAACGUUGUCCCUCCUUUCCACAAUCUUACCAAAGCCCCCAUAUGUGUAGUAAUAAAAACAUUAAAGUGAAGUGUGCUAUCUCAGCAAGAGAUGAUAAUCAUGCACACUUUUAAGUGAGUCAUCCUGAGCAGAUGUUUGGUGAGGUAUUGCAUUCUGUGCUCAAAAUCUAGUGUACAUAGAGCUGGGAAAAAAGAAAGGGGUGUAGAAGUCAUUCAGGUCGGUUAAUUGCUCCAAGCUCUAAUUGGAUACCACUGCUCAUUUGGUUAUCUUUCUUGCCAAUACUCUUUCCAGUUAUUUGGGUUUUCUUGGAAACUCUUCCCAUUGAGAAGAAACAUGAUAUGUGUUUACAAAUUAAAAGCAAAGAAAAGUGAAAAAAAUAGGAGAGUAACAAGAUGGUAUCAAAGACAGUGGUACAAUUUUUUUUGCAGUAGGGUAGUUUUUUAUUUUUUAAUCCGAGUUUUAGCCUAAGUAUGUCUAAGUUUCUACACGUGUUGUUUAGUCUUGUGAUUUCUUGCUUUAAGAAGUGAGGUAAAAUUGUUUGAAUUUGUUUUUUCAUUACAGCCACUUGAGUAUGUAAAUGGAAAGAAAACACUCUGAAAAAUGAUGGUAAGGAACACAUAGCUUGAAAGUAAUUUGGCAAAAACGGCAAAAGAAAGGAGCCGGGAUGAUAUUAACAGAGGAUGAGAUAAGAGAAGAGGUAAGUAUAAAACCAAGCAUUAAGCAAGUAUUGACUGACUGUAAAAAGUACCCUUUUCAGUGGCAUGUCUAACAAGUUGCUUGGGGCCUCUUUCCAAGUGACCCUUAAUAAGAUUACACACAGCAUACAAUUGAAGUGAAUGUGUAGAUGAGGUGUUGUGUUUAAUCAUAUAUAUCUCACUCAAAUAUCUAGAGGAAACAUUUUUGUCGAAGGAGACAAAUGUCAGUUUUAAUUUGUUAACUAUGGCAACAUCAAAAUCAUUUUUUCCUCAUCAAAAAAUAUUGUAGGAACGAUCAAAAUUCUAGUAAAGGUAUUUCAUGAAGAUGAAAAAUAAAAUGUAUACACAACUGUUGGUGUGUCUGGUGCCAAAAGAUUCCUUUUUGUCUAACCUCGACCCAAAAGGUUUUAUCGUUUGAGUCUGAGGUGAGGUUAGAUGAUGCUCACUUGAGGCAGGACUUUUAAUUGGGACUUUGUUUUUUUCCGGCUUUACUCAGAGAGGUUAAAGUUCGAGGACAUUUACCUGGAAAACUUUCCUUCCCUCUUAUUUGGACUGCAACAACAUUGUGUUUGUCUGUAAUUUUCUCAUUUAUAUUUUUAUUCUAGUUCAUUGUCACAAGUGUAGAGGGUUUGGCCACGUAUGUGCCCAAUGCCCGACGCGGCCUGGUUGUGCCCCACCAUCAGCAAGAAAAGCAACCGGCAGAUCAAGCAAAGGAAGUGAUGGUGAAAAACUAUCAUUUUCAUGCCUCUCUUGACAAUGUAAGAUUUCACUAAUAAGUUUAGCAAGUUAUCUAACAUUGCCAAGAGGUUUCAUAGAUAACUCCCCAAAGUUUGGAAUCAAUCACAAUAGAUACUUAGCACCAUGUUAACAACAAACUUCAGUUUCAGGUUAGGUGUUAGAUGUUUGUGACUUCGAUUAAUUUAGCUAUGUAAACAUGAAAGUAAAAUUUCAUUUAAAGAUGCUGUCAAAUUGAAUUUCCAGACAACAGCAGCAUUUGAUUUUCUAAUGGCAACAAAAAAGUCCUAUUUUCACUACUGGCUAAAAAUGGUUUAUUCUAUUCAUAUUCAAUGACAUGUAAUGCCAUGGGUGGCAGGAUAUUCUGCAGUUUAACCAAAAUUUUAUAUUAGCAUGUACUAAAAAGACUGGUUAAGUAAUUUUCUUAUUGAGCAUGUGAUAUAAACAGAAAUUCAGGAUAAAAAACAUUCCGGUAAAUGACUUAUGUGAAAUGUGACUGCACAGAGAGUCAAUAAUGACUCCUAAGUUUCAAUGUGGUGCGACCUGCACUAAAGGUCCAGACCAUGAAAUGUUGGCCUGUGAGAGUACAACUCCACACUGUAAUCCGCACUUAGAAGGCAAGCCAACUGUAGGAAAGCCGUCGUGUGAAAUCUAAGCAACAAAGAUGAAUGAAAAACUAGAUAAAAAAACAUCUUCAACAGCAUGUUACAGCCACCAUUGCAAAAUGGUCACUUUCAGAAGCUUUGAAGCUUAGGUAACUUAGCUGAGCAUAGACUGGAAGCUAUCUUCAAUGAUAGUAAACCAUGUGACAAGUGCUCUGUUCACUGUGACAAAUCCAGCGAGGAAUAAGUAUCUUGAAUCAUGACAUAGCAUGGUUUACACUUUGUGUAAACCACACAAAAACAGUUACAGGAUAAACCAAUAAUUGCAUAAAAACUUAGGCAAAUGCAAGCACAAAAAACAAAGUUUAUUUCCAACAGAAAGCCCAGGUGAACACAAUUAUGCAUUUAGUUUCAUUCUGAUAUUGACAUUGGUUUAACAGUCUCUUCUCUCUACAUUCUGCUGAUUCAUUUGCAAUUUUUUGUCUUUGAUACUUAGAUUGCCAGCCUCUUUCUUCUUGAUUCAGAAGAUUCAUUUGCAUGUUUCUUUUCCCUGUUCAGACGCUGCUGGGCCAGCCUUUUUUCCCUUGAUUCCUCACUUUCAUUUACCCUUCUUUGUUUCUCAUAUUCAUGUCUAGCAAUCAAUCGAUUUUCUUUUUCUUCUGGCAUUUCAGUUAAAAACUUUUGCUUCCUUUUCAUAUGAUGUGUUUGGUUUCUUUUAUUUCUGAAGGGCAAAUGUUCAAUUUUUGGACUCUUGUGAACAUUUUGCAAAUCAGGUUCAUUAUCUCUGACAAAGACACCUUUAAUUUCAAAAGGAACAACCCCUAUUUGUAAGCAGGAAAUUUUCAAAUAUGAUACAAGGUUUUCAAUUCCUUCAAUGGUAAUCAUAGUACAUUUCUCAAAUGAGUGGGGCAUCCCAUGCAAAUCCCUGGAAUGAGCAUCAAAAAUUUUAAAGCUUUGUUCUGAAUUCUUAAUCACUACACCAGUAUUAAUUCCAAUCGUCAACAAACAACAAUUGUAGUUAAGUUGACAAUUUGUAAUCACUUCUGUCAGAGAAUUUUGAAGAGACAUGUAUGGCCCAUUAUUUGAAGUCAUGAACAAACUUCUUGUUAAUGACUCACUAUAUUCUUAUGUGUAUACUUUAUUGUAAAUUGAAACAAUGCAUAGAACAUCAGUUAAAAGCAAAUAAUCAUUUGUCUGGACAGAACAUCUUAUAGAAGUAUACAAAUUUUUUCCAAUGGUAAGAAUAUUAUUCAAAAUGGAAGAAGUCCACAAAUUGAUAUCUUCUAUGUGAUGAUAAAUAAUAGCAGUAAUUGACAUUGCUACACAUUACUUACCAGCAUUUUCACCAAAGAGAGCUUCAUUUCCUUAACUGUAGUCAGCACAUAUUGUUCUUGUUAGUUCGAUGACAUCAAAUAUUGUAGGGCCUGGAUUUUCCUCUACAUCAUUUGCCUGCCUUAUAAGCAAUGGAAAAUUGGCAUUGUAGAAAAUCAUUUGUGAAAACUAAAACAUCACAUCAUUCCACAUUUUGUGUUGUCCAACAACUUGUUUCAAUGUUGGCGUCCUUCUGUCUCGGGAGACAAUGGAGUUGCGCCCAUGGUCAGUCUGUGGUGGAGCUGCAGCGCCGGCUGUGGCUGUAGAGACCGAUCCUUGAGCGGCAGAUCCUGCUGCAGUUGCUGCAUGCGAAGACGUUGUCGUCCGAGGGGGAUGGGUUGGCCUCUGCUCUCUGGCGCCUGCGAGCUCUCUUGUCUUCCCACUGCUCCUCUCUUUUCUGCUCUGCUGUCUUGAUGGCUGACAUGGUGGUGGAUCGCCAGCCGCUGCGGUCCGCUGCCAGUGCUUCGAAGCCUGCUGGCGCAAUGCCACCCGCCUUCAGGUCCCGCUUAAGCACAUCCUUGUAGCGGAGCGAAGGUCGUCCAGUGGGCCUGGACCCAGUGGCAAGCUCACCGUACAGAAUGUCUUUCGGUAGCCUGCCAUCUUGCAUGCGGGUGACAUGACCGAGCCAUCGCAGGCGUCUCUUGGUUAGCAGGGCGUACAUGCUCACAGUUCCUGCCCUUGCUAGGACUUCAGUGUUUGGGAUGCGAUCCUGCCAGGUGAUGCCGAGGAUUCUCCUGAGGCAACGCAGGUGGAAAGCAUUGAGCCUGCGUUCUUGCCGGGUGUAGGGAGUCCAACUCUCGCUGCCGUACAGCAGUGUGCUCAGCACACACGCCUGGUACACUUGCGUCUUGGUCUUGAUGGUGAGCAUAGUGUUCUCCCACACUCUCUUGGUCAGUCGGGCCAUAGCUGUUGAGGCCUUGCCGAUCCUCGUGUUCAGCUCGGUGUCCAGGCUGAGGUUGCUGGAGAUGGUGGACCCAAGAUAGGUAAAGUCCUCCACCACAUCAAGGGUACAGUCACCUAUGGAGAUGCUGGGAGCAGUGCUGACGUCUUGGCCCAGGAUGUUGGUCUUUUUUAUGCUGAUUGUGAGGCCAAACUGUGAACAGGCAUGGGCAAAGCAGUUGAUGAGCUCCUGGAGGGCAGUUUCGGUGUGAGCUGUGAUGGCGGCAUCAUCAGCAAAGAGCAUCUCCCGGAUGAGGACUUUGCGCACCUUUGUCUUGGCUCGGAGGCGUGACAGGUUGAACAGGCUACCGUCGCUCCUGGUGUGCAGGUAGAUGCCCUCUUCGGAUUGGCUGAAGGCGUAGCGCAGCAGCAGGGAGAACAGGAUGCCAAAAAGUGUCGGCGCGAGGACACACCCUUGUUUGACGCCGCUCUUGAUGGGGAAGGGGUCCGAGGAGGAGCCAUCGUACUGGACAGUACCUUUCAUUUCCUUGUGGAAGGAGGUGAUCAUCCUCAGUAGCUUGGGGGGGCAUCCAAUCCUGUGCAGGAGUGUGAACAAACCUGACCUGCUGACCAGGUCGAACGCUUUGGUCAGGUCUAUGAAAGCGAUGUACAGGGGGCGUCUCUGCUCACGGCAUUUCUCUUGUAGCUGCCUCAGAGAGAAGAUCAUGUCGAUCGUAGACCUUUCAGCUCGAAAUCCGCACUGUGAUUCUGGGUACACACGCUCUGCCAGUGACUGCAGUCUGUUCAACACGACGCGGGCAAAGGUCUUGCCGACGAUGCUGAGGAGGGAUAUUCCGCGAUAGUUAUUGCAAUCGCUGCGAUCACCUUUGUUUUUGUAGAGCGUGAUGAUGUUGGCGUCACGCAUGUCCUGAGGCACACUUCCUUCCUCCCAGCAUUGUAGCAGAAGUUCGUGGAGAUGUUCGAGAAGACUGGUCUCUUUGCCUGCUUUUAUGACCUCUGGCGGAAUGCCAUCGUUGCCUGGGGCUUUGCCGCUGGCUAGGGAGUCUAUGGCCUUACUGAGCUCCUCGAUAGUGGGUGGGUCAUCAAGCUCUUCCAUGACUGGCAGGGGGCUCGUGUUCUCCACUGCUGUGUCAGUCACGACGGUCUCCCUGGAGUACAGCUCCUGGUAAUGUUCCGCCCAUCUCGCCAUUUGCUUUGCACGGUCUGUGAUGAUUUCGCCAGUGGUUGACUUGAGAGGGGCAGUCUUGAUUACGCAUGGGCCGAAGGCUUUCUUCGUUCCCUCAUACAUGGCUCGAAUGUUGCCGCAGUCAGCCGAUGUCUGGAUGCCUUGACAUAGGUUCUGCCAGUAGUUGUUGGCGCACUGUCUAGCAAUCUUUUGGGCUUCACUUCUGGCUCGUCUGAGGGCAGUCAGAGUCUUUUCACAGGGGUCUUUCUUGUAGUUCAGUAGGGCAGUUCUCUUGGAUGAGAUGGCUGGCUCAAGUUCCUCGAUUCCGGCUUCGAACCAGUCGGGGUUUUUGCGCUCUCUCUUUCCAAAAGUGUCCACUGCAGAUUUGUAUGUAGCGUCACGAAUGUGGUUCCAUCUAUCCUCAGCGCAGCUAGUUGGACAGUCGCUGAGGGCCUCUUGGAUGGCAUCUGCGAAACGUCCGCGUAGUUCAGGCACAGAGGUCACGGCUGUAUUGAUGCGGGGACGUCCUUUGUGCUUUGAGUGGUGGAUUCGCUUGGGUUGGAGACACACUUUGCUGGCGACCAUAGAGUGGUCGGUGUUGCAGUCAGCGCUGUGGUAGCUACGGGUGGACAGGACACUGUUCAGCAGGGGUCUGCGGGUGAUCACGAGAUCCAGCUGGUGCCAGUGACGGGAUCUGGGGUGCCGCCAAGACACUCUGUGGUGAGGUUUCGUGGUGAAGAACGUGUUUGUGAUGCAGAGGUCAUGGAAGGAGCAUAGCUCGAGGAGACGCUGCCCGUUCUCGUUGAGUUUGCCUACGCCAAAGUGGCCGAUGCAUCGAGGCCAGGAGGUGAAGUCUGAACCAAUCCGGGCGUUGAAAUCGCCAAGCAGGUACAGGUGUUCUAAGGGGGGUAUUUCCUUGAUGGCGGUCUCAAGCUGGCUGUAGAACUCGUCCUUAGCCUCUGCUGUAGAGCAAAGCGUGGGGGCAUAGGUGCUCAUGAUGUUCACAGGGCCUGAGGUUGUUGUGAGGCGGAGGGAAAGGAUGCGGGCUGUGCCUUCUGAAGGUGGUUCGACUGAGGGCAGUAGGGAGUUCCUAACCGCAAAGCCUACACCAUGCACACGAUGCUCCUCUGGAGCUUUCCCCUGCCAGAAGAAAGUAUAGUCCUCCUCUUUCAGGCUGCCAUUGGAUGGAAGUCUAGUUUCCUGCAGUGCUGCUAUGUCAAUGUUGAGCCUCUUGAGCUCUCGGCUGAUGACUGCUGUCUUCCUUGCGUCAUCGAUCUGUUGGAGAUCGUCGGAGAGGCCAGGGCACAUGGUCCUGACAUUCCAAGUUGCCAGUCUCAGCGCUGGCGGCUUUGAUGUCUUUCUUCUUCUUUUGUCUGGUGCGGGAUUUACAGUCCGCUCUUCGGUGUUGUCCUUAGCUCCAAGCACCCAUUGAAGCAGGCAGACUGUGACGGGUCAGCACCUUACUGGCUGGGGGCUGCCCAGCUUGAGGCGGGCGAUAGCUGAUCAGUGGGACGCGAAGAUCCCUCCCACCGUCGGAGACAGCCCCUGGCGUCCGAGCUCACGCCAAUACGCUCUGGGCUUAUAACCGGUAUCUGCUGUCUCCCGUGUUGUUUCUGUCGCUGGAACAGCGGCAGUGGAGUGACCUCUCCAGGGCGCAAGCCUGGGCGGAGUGUGUGGAGAUCCUGGGUUGCCCAGUCGACAGGACCCCCCUCUCGGCCUCACCGGUGUAGUCCAAAGGAAUGCAGAGCAGUACGUUUGGCACCAGGUUGGCUGCAGGAGCUGCCGGAGUCAGUGAGCACUGCACGCUGGUCCGCCUUCGGGGCUCCACUCCUGAUUUGAAGGGUUUACUCCCCUACACAUGGCCGUUGGAUCUUCAGAUCUCCUCCGCCCUCUAGCCGUUGGCUGCCUGGAGCAGCUCCUCCGCCUAGUAGUGAUGCAGUGUAAACAUCACCCCCUCACGUGGUUUAGCCCGCCAGCUGAGGCGGUGUGCCGGGGUGUGGCGCUUGGAGCCAGCACGUGAGAGAUUUAUCACAAACAUUAAACUCCAAAAAUGAUCAUUAAAACACAGCGUUAACUAAGGAACGAGAGAACUUGAAGGAAAGUUAUGUGAGAGGCCAAUGAUCUGGUUCGCAAUGAUCAUGCGAACAGCACGUUUUUCUGAGAUCAGUUGAAGUUUGCUAAAGCCGGAAUAGUAUUGAUCAAAUUUUCCGUUGCCUCCGGCGAAAGCUACUAUUAGAAGACAACUACUCGAGUUUUUUAACCAGUCCCAGGUCGCGUACCGCUCGCUCGAUCGCAAGAUAUGAUUGGCCAUUGUAUCACAUUACGUCAGAGGAGUUAUAAACAAGCACUACAGACAAACGUCGUUACUACUAGGAAAGAGUUCAUACAAGUGUAGUGGAACAACGAAAUGACUUGUCUUCUGCGUGGAAAAUUAUUUUAUUCAUAUGGGUCAAAUUUCCUUAAAAGCCAUACCUUCACAAAAAUGACCCCAAGGUUUAGCUCGCAAAAUUUACCGAGAUGGCGAAAGUUCUUUCUUCCUCCCAAAAAGAUCGCACGUGUGGUAAUAAUAGCUGGAGGAGUUGUCGCCACAGCGUGUGGAGGAAUUUUCUAUUGGAGCUCAGGUACGAUUGAUUCAAAUAAAAUGCUAUAAGUAUGAGAACAAUCAUUGUAAUAUUUUUCAGCUUUGACGUAUGUUAUUGUUAUAUUCAUUAAGUCGGACAGAGAAGAAACAUCAUAAGCGAUCGAUGUUAUGAAUGUUGUAAAUAAAUGCAAAAAAUCUAAUAGAUUUAAUUUUUUUGGUGGAUCGCCACUUUUUACUGAUUUAGUAUCCGAUGUUGAGACAGUUAAUUAUUUCUCGAUUGGCUCAUCGAGUUCAGAUGCUUGUUAAUAAUUUGUUGGUUCUUAGUGCAUAAUUUUUCGAUUUCACGUGUUGUGUCGGAUGUGACUUUCGUUGUUUCCAAACUCCGUUUUUUCUGUGCCGGAAGUGAAUCUUUCAGCGAUGAGCGGUUACUUAGCCCCUAACAAUAUAGCGGAAACUCAAUUCGAUGAUGAUGAGACGGGAAUACGACGCCGAGCAGGACAGCGAAGAAAGCUUCAUUCGGUAUUAUUUUUUCAGAGGCUUUGAGUACAAAGAAAUAAUUUUGCUCCUAUUGAAAAACCAUGGCAUUGAAAUGAACCUAAGAACCUUGAAAAGACGAAUCAAGAGUUACGGUCUUAGGAGACAACAACUAGAAUACAAUAUCGAUCAGGUCAGAGCAUCUGUCCUAACUAUUAUUGACGGCCAUGGAUCUUUGCAAGGGUACAGGUCGGUGUGGCACACACUACAGCUAAGAGGCACCAGAUAACCGCGCGUCGUUGUAAAGGAACUUCUUCGAGAGAUGGACCCGGAAGGCUCUGAAUUAAGAAAAGCACACCGCCUGAGGAGGAGGAUUUAUCAAAACCCAGGUCCAAACUACUCAUGGCAUUGCGAUGGCUAUGAUAAACUGAAACCAUUCAGUUUUCCGAUUUAUGGUUGCAGGAGCAGGAAGAUCAUCUGGUUAUAUGUAACGCGAUCCAAUAACCAGCCAAACAACGUAGCAGCCUAUUUUCUUGAUGCUGUUGGAGAGUAUUGUGGAUGCCCAGUUGAUCUCGUUACUGAUCUGGGUACUGAAAAUGGAAUUAUUGCGGCCAUACAGUCUUUUUUCAGCGAUGACCCAGAUAGCCAUAGAUAUGUGCCAUCACCUCGAAACUAACUUAGACGUGAUUUUAUUUGACAAUCUACGCGCUUAACGCCCUGAAAAUACUUAAUCAGAUACAUCGCUGUACGCACGCAGAACUAGUUUGAUUAUUCCGUGCCGGAACAUUCCUGCUACAUUCUUCGCAUCUACUGUAGCAGUAACGAAAUAUCAACUCGCUUGAUAUAUAAUCAAACACAUGAAACAAAAAAGACGUCAAUUUUGAGCAUAGAAACGCUUCACGAUAGUAGAAAUGAGUUCGUAAACGGGUAGUGGGUGGUAGACUCAAUUCGCGGUUUGUUUACAUCAAAAGUCACGUGACAGUACACGUGAACUCUAAAGCCUAAAAGGUGAAUUAAGUGUGUUGUGUAUCAAGCAAUUCACUUCCUAGUUAGCAAUUAUUAGUUUUGUCAAAAGAGGUCUUUUCGCUAUUUAUGAUAACAUUUUGCUAUUCUUCUUACUUGUCUGUCUGUUUGUUUUUUUGUUUAUUGCCAAUAGGAGCUGAUACAACCCCUAAGGAUAAUAACUCAGGCUACCAAGCAGUAGAAUAUGCUGGGACUGGAAGCAUGAUAGGAUUCUGGACUAAAAUAAAGGAUAUGGUACGAUGUUAACGUCUAUCUAAAGCUAUCCUUCAAAUUUUUGUGAGCUGUGCUUGCAUUGUAUAGAGCAAAUAUCACAAUAUUUUUUUUAAUUGUAUCGUCAAUAUUAAAAGAUGGUAAAAUUUCAAUCAAGAGAAAUAACGGAUAUUGCAGCUGUAUUUUGUAAUUGAAAUGACACAACUUGUUUUUCAGUGUUUGAAAGGAAAAGAGAGGAGAGAGAUUGAGGAAAGUUGGUGCUAUCCUUUGGAGAUGAGAUUGAAAGACAAUAUUAUAGGACAAGAAGGAGCCAUUCUCACAGUUGCUGCAGGUAUGAUUUUCUAUGCGUCAAAAUCAGUUUGGAAGACUACAGUUUGGCAAUUUUGGGAGUAAUAUUCUACUGACUCUGUUUUUCAUUUGUUUGCAGCAAUUCGUAGAAGAGAAAAUGGUUGGUAUGAUGGAGAACAUCCCCUUGUGUUUCUCUUUCUUGGAUCUUCAGGGAUUGGUAAAUUUCAGUGCUUUUUUGGAACAUAUUUAGUUUACACAUGAAUUUAGUCACAAAACAUACGCGAUCUGAUAUUUCAUUAUUAAUGACUGUGACGUUUCAUUAUUCUCUUUGAAUGUUCCUUCCUGUAGGAAAAACAGAGCUUGUCAAACAAGUGGCUCGUUGUCUUCAUAAAGACAACAGGAAGGUAGUGCAGGAUUUUUUUUCAAUUGUAUUUGGUUAAUAAUUUGUUGAAGUAUUUAAAAGUUGCUUUCUCUCUCCCAGUGUUUGGUAAGACUGGACAUGUCUGAAUACCAAGAAAAGCAUGAGGUAAGAGUUGAUUUAAAUGAAAAACUCAAAGAACGUUCUCAGAAAAAGGAAACUUUCCUUUGACAUAGACAACUAAGGUAAAAGGUUUAUACGGGUAGCCAAGAGGGGAGGGGGGGGGGGAUAGUGGGGCACUAAAAAAGUUCAAGAUUCCCCAGAGACUCUCAAUUCCCAUUGGCUUGUUGUGAUAUUUUCCUUUGUUUUUAUUGGCUGUUGUACUUGCUUUGGUUUCGGUUUUACACUCAAACAAAUAGCGCUUAAACUGGAACUUAAACAUCUUUCUUUCAAGGUUGCGAAAAUGAUCGGUGCACCACCAGGUUACCUUGGACACGAUCAAGGCGGACAAUUGACAAAGGAACUCAUAAAGUGUCCAAACGCUGUGGUGUUAUUUGACGAGGUAAGAAAUAAACGAUCCUCAAUUUUCUUAGACGUUUUUUUUUUUGUGUGACUAAAAUCACUGGGCUCAUCUCAUUUUUUAAUGUCUUUUUAGGUGGAGAAGGCCCACCCAGACGUUUUAACAGUCAUGCUCCAAUUGUUUGACGAGGUAGCAUCUAUACUUAAAUUUGAGUGAAGAUUGUUUUUUUUCUUCAAUUUGAGUCAUACUAGGUUUGAAAAUUUUUCAUUUUGUUGUUUUACUUCUUUUUAAGUUUUGAUGAAAAAAAAAACCUCUGUUUUGGAUUCAGGGUCGUUUGACGGACGGACAAGGGAAGACAAUUGUAUGCAAAGACGCCAUUUUUGUGAUGACUUCAAACCUUGCUAGUGAAGAAAUAGCAAAUCACGUAUUGGAGCUGAGAAGAGAAGCAAAACUAGGCGCUGAACAAAGACAAGAAGGUGAAUUUUGUUGUGAAGGCUUAAAUUUCGCUGAUGUUGGACGACGAAAUGCGGGAUGAAUUUGGACAGACGUGCAACAUUUCUAACCACAAAUUUGCACCUCGUUCAAGUUACUCGUAAAAUAAUAGCCAGUCUGGCUGGAAUACAAUGGGAGAAGGGAGGGGAAUGAGGAAAACGAGGAAAAAAUUAACACAAACACACUAAACCAAAGUUGGUCUCAGGAAAAAAAAGUUUGUUCUUUUUUUUCCAAUGUGUAUGCCUUCUCGUGUUGCAUGUGCAGGAUAUCACUGUGUUUCUUUUCAGGUGAUGAAGUCAGCGAAAAAGUUACUUUAUCGAGAAAUUUUAAAGAAAGAGUGGUCCAGCCUAUUCUGAAGGUAAACAUUCCUUUGGCGAUAAAUUGCAACAAACGUGGUAAACAUUUCCGUAGCGAUAAAUUGCAACAAACCUGGGUUUAUGAAGUUGAGAAAAAUGAGUGAUGUCUUGAGAAUUCGUGAGUAUUCAUUCUUUUAAAGCUAAAGGGUAGUUAUCAUAACAUGUUCUCUAGCGCUUUUUGUUUCUCUUCGUAUCGACAGAGUCAAUUCGGACGUGACGAGUUCCUGGGUCGCAUCAAUGAGAUUGUGUACUUCCUGCCAUUUUCACGCCCAGAGCUUUUAAGCUUAGUGACGAAAGAGCUGGAUUACUGGUCAAGAAUGGUCUGUAAUGUGCUCUCCUGUAACAUUUUGUAAAUGAUCUCGAGCAGUUGUUAAAGAAGUAAUCUAAGUCCCUGCCCAAUUUCUUCUUUGUUUGAAUACAGGCGUUGAAUCGACACAAUAUCCACAUGACUUGGGAUAAAGAAGUCUUGAAUGUACUGGCUGGUGGCUAUGACGUACGUUACGGUGCGAGGUCUAUCAAACACGAAGUAAGAUCGAUUAUGUUUUUACGACUUUACCUUUUGGUCUAAUUUUACCCUCCCCUCCUCCAUUAAAACACUCACACCUCUUGUUUUCGACGGCUUUUUGUCAGGUUUUUUCUCUUCUCUUCACUGAAGCGUUAUACAUGUACUACAAUUCAACGCCAAACAUAGUGAGGAAUUGAAACUAACAUGAAACUUUUUCAUAUAACCGGCACUAAAACAAUGAAAUGGAGGAAAAAUAAUCACCGUUGAAAGGAGAAUGUGUUGCUGGCAAAUAGUGGAAAUGCUGGUGACACAAUCCGAAAUUGUACGAAAUGCUGUGGCUGUUGGAAAGUGCAGAAAGUCUUUCUUUGUAGUGUGGUAAUGUAUUCAUAGUCGGAGGACCCUCACCUAAAUAUUUGCUAUUAUUUGAAUUAUUCUCAUGCAAAAAUUAUUGUUUGUGAUGCAGGUUGAAAGAAGAGUUGUCAAUCAACUUGCUGAUGCGCAAGAGCAAGGGUUAAUAAGUCGUGGAUGCACUCUACACUUAACAGUGAGCUACCCCAAAGAUAAAACAGGACGGAACUCAGAGGAAGUAGCUCCUACCAUCAAACUGCAACACAUUACGGAAGCAGGGCAUGAAAUUGCACCUAAUACAGGUGCCAAUGAGAAUAAAUUUUUCUCUUUGGCGACUAAAUUUUUCUCUCUGGUGACCAAAUCCUGAAAAUUAGGCACCAAACUGGCAACUAGAAUGCUUCAUCAUAACCUUACCUAAAGAUAUAAUGAGCUAAAAAGAUUUGCAAAAGUAAAUCCGCAGCAAACUUUAAGUUUGUUUCCAAAACACAGCACAUGCAUCUCAAUCGCUGACUAGACGCCAUUUUGGAUUUAGGUGAGCUUAAAGGUUGUAUAUCAUCCAUCCUAGAGUCCACUUUGUGGCACAUAAAAGAUCUUUUUCCUAACUUCAUUUGUUUGUUUCUCUUUAAAAAUGGCGACCAACUUUUUUUGAAUCGGGUACCACUUUGAAAAAUUUAGGAGCCUAGUGGCUCUCAGAAAAAAAAUUAAUUUCAUGCCCUGCAUUGAUGUUGGAAACUAUUUUGUUCCUGAAGAUAAACUGUUCUGUUGAAAAAGAGAAAACAAGCAACAAUUGACCCAGGAAUGGAAAUGAAUUUGAAGACACUUGGUCUUGAGGAUUCAAGACCAACUGUAGAUAUUUAUACCAUUUUGGUCUUUCUGUCAUGGUUAUGCUUGUCAUUUAUUGACAUUGCAGUGAAAUUUGUGUAAAAUGAGUACAAUAGGAG
Molecule: messenger RNA, 15967 nt
Organism: Pocillopora meandrina
Lineage: Eukaryota; Metazoa; Cnidaria; Anthozoa; Scleractinia; Pocilloporidae
Source: the annotation of a GenBank genome assembly